AUGCAUCCCCGGCCCCUUUCCCCAUCAGGAGAUAUAGAGCCAUUCACAUCACCGCCGCCCCGCAACGUCCCUGAAGACUAUCCCAACUAUCAGAAAGACCUCAAUGCGGUCAACUUUCGUUUGGAACGGCCCGAUGAAGAAGUAAAAUAUAUGCCCGGCAUUUGGUCUGCCGCAGCAAGCACAGCAGUGUCUGUCUGCAAUGCCCAGACUUCAGAGGAUGACACAGUGCUCUCAACCCUGUCCCGCCACUUCCGCGCAGACAUAAACACCACACAUACCGAUAUCAUCCUUAUAAUAUGUUGCUUUGUGGGUGGUUUAGUGGAUGGGUUAUCAUACAAUGCAUGGGGAAGUUUCUCGAGUAUGCAGACAGGAAACACCGUCUUCCUCGCCUUAGGUGUCUCCGGCCAACCUGCAUAUCCCGCCUAUCUCUGGGCGAAGUCAUUGAUUGCCAUCUCCGUCUUCAUGGCCAGUAAUAUAUUCUUCAUCAAUCUCCAUCGGCUAUUGAGUCCACGACGCCGCUCAACAAUGAUCCUCUCAUUCAGCAUUCAAACCACCGCCCUCCUGGCUACAGCAAUCCUCAUUCAACUCAGCGUCAUCACACCCAAGCCAGAGGACCCCCGCGCCCCAAUCGAAUGGAUGCAAAUCCUGCCCAUCUCCCUCCUUGCCUUCCAAGCAGGAGGUCAAAUCUGUGCAUCUCGCAUCCUAGCACUAGAUGAGAUCCCCACCGUGGUUGUAACCACGCUAAUCUGCGAUCUCCUCGUUGAUCCAAAGCUCACUGCCAAAAAUAACCCGAAGCGCAACCGUCGCGCAGGGGCUUUCCUGGCACUUUUCUUCGGUGCUAUGACUGCGGGUGGAUUGUCCAAGACUACGGUUAUGUCUUCCAGUAUCUGGCUUGCCAUGGGGCUGAAGUUGAUCAUUACCCUUGGGUGGGUGAUUUGGAGACAGGAGGGGAGGGGAAAGAGUGUCUCGGAGGUGUGA
Molecule: messenger RNA, 978 nt
Organism: Penicillium paradoxum
Lineage: Eukaryota; Fungi; Ascomycota; Eurotiomycetes; Eurotiales; Aspergillaceae
Product: YoaK family protein
Exons: 2
Coding region: 1-978 (325 amino acids)
Source: RefSeq, a predicted model, not a curated record